GCCCACCAUGGCGCUCCUGACUGGCUCCGCACAGCCGCCCCGCCUCCGAGGUGUUGCGGCUGGGGUGGGUCAUUGGGGGAGCGGCCGGCCGAGUAGCGGGUGUAGAACCACGCAGCGACUGCCUUCUCCACCACCAUGGGGUCCCAGCUGAGCACGUUGAGCCGCGUGGUGCUCUCUCCCGUCUGGUUCUUCUAUAGCCUCUUCAUGAAGCUGUUUCAGCGUUCUUCACCGGCCAUCACCCUCGAGAACCCUGACAUCAAGUACCCACUGCGGCUCAUCGACAAGGAGAUUAUCAGUCAUGACACACGGCGCUUCCGAUUCGCCCUGCCUUCACCCCAGCACAUCUUGGGCCUUCCCAUUGGCCAGCACAUCUACCUCUCAAGUAGGAUUGAUGGGAACUUGGUCAUUCGGCCCUACACCCCCGUCUCUAGCGAUGAUGACAAGGGCUUCGUGGACUUGGUGGUCAAGGUUUACUUCAAGGAUACCCAUCCCAAGUUUCCUGCUGGAGGGAAGAUGUCCCAGUACCUGGAAAACAUGAAUAUUGGAGACACCAUUGAAUUCCGGGGCCCCAAUGGGCUGCUGGUCUACCAGGGCAAAGGGAAAUUCGCCAUCCGUGCAGACAAGAAGUCCAACCCUGUUGUCAGGACAGUGAAGUCUGUAGGCAUGAUUGCAGGAGGGACAGGUAUCACCCCAAUGCUACAAGUGAUCCGUGCUGUCAUGAAGGACCCAAAUGACCACACUGUGUGCUACCUGCUCUUUGCCAACCAGUCUGAGAAAGACAUCCUGCUUCGGCCUGAGCUAGAGGAACUGAGGAACGAACAUUCCGCUCGCUUCAAGCUCUGGUACACAGUGGACAAAGCACCUGAUGUCUGGAACUACAGCCAGGGCUUCGUGAACGAGGAGAUGAUCAGGGACCAUCUUCCACCGCCUGGGGAGGAGCCACUGAUACUGAUGUGUGGACCUCCACCCAUGAUCCAGUUUGCCUGUUUGCCAAACCUGGAGCGUGUGGGCCACCCCAAGGAUCGAUGCUUCACCUUCUGAUGGCUGGAUGCUGGCCACUCCCAUGCCUGCUGCUCAUGUAUUCACCACAGCCACCUGUCCACCCUUUUCUUCUCACCACUGUCCCUCACUCUAACAUAAGUUCACAUCCAUACUGGGGCCUGGGUUCAGCCUGGCCUGCCCAGCCCUGGUCAUCCAGCUGUACUGGCCCCUGAGGGGCCUUUGGGAUCAGGACUUUGUAUCAGGUGACCCCUGUUAACCACUUUCUGUAUAGGCUCCUGUUUGGCACUAAUUAGCCAUUAUCAGAGAUGUCCCGUGACACACACACACACACACAUACACACACAGCUGUCAGUACCAUGUCUACACAUUGCCAUGAACCAGUCUAUAGAAAGGAAAAGGGAAGGGUAAUAGCCACAGUCCCAGGUUUCAUGCCUACCAUCCACCCACCUGCCUUAGGUCAUGGCCUGCCCCGUGUCCCUAACACUACAUUAUACAGCCACACCCAGAGGUUCUCUUAGGUAGUGACAAGCUACCCCCCACCGCUGGCCAAGAGUUCCUGGGGCAACACAUGGACCUUUCCAAAACCUCAUGCACCCCUACAGCCUUGGGUGCCCUAAGUCCUCAGUGCAACAGAGUGUGGUAUUGGGAUCCCCAGCUUGGUCUGGAGCCACCACUCUGGCUUGUUUCUCUGUCCCAAACCUCGCUCCUGCCUGGUCCCCCGCCUGGGGGAGGGCUUCUGAGCAGUGCCUCUUGUGGGAGACAGACCCCGUGCCCGGCACUGCCUCCAGCAGGUGAUGUUGUAUCCUGCACACUGGCUUUUUUAGUCAUUUAUGGGCAGAAAAGAGUUGAAGUAAAACUUUGCUAAUACUGAC
This is a messenger RNA of Cricetulus griseus (Chinese hamster), 1874 nucleotides long. Lineage: Eukaryota; Metazoa; Chordata; Mammalia; Rodentia; Cricetidae. The record is from RefSeq and is a predicted model, not a curated record.